GUACUUUGAACGUGUUACACAGCACUUCAACCUGCAGGAAAUAGACUGACAAGGUACUGUAGCACCAAUGGAUCACUUUGGAGAGAUCAUCGAAGUGUGCAUGCCGGACAUGGAUCUUCUAAUUUGGACAUAAAAUGCAUCGAAUCGGAUUGAUAAUUUGCUGUGUGUGGCUCACAUAUCGAAGUGAUUCAGCGAUUGUCUGAGAGCAGACUCGGUAAAUUGCGAAGGCGAGUUUUCCGUGAAUGUCGUCAAUCUCUCCCGGAGAAGAUUACCGGCACUAGUGUACGAGAGCAAGAAAUCGGGAGCUUAAUGGCUUGAUCGUUAUACCGACUUAUGAUGUGCAUCGAGGGAAUUGUUCCAAAUUGUAUUCUGUAAAAUAUGUGAGAAGAGCGGAGUAUGGUGGAGAAAAUGCCUGAAGCUAUAUCUUUCUCGCCAAUGUUGUACAGUUCUUGAAUAAAGUCGCGCCACCAAGCGGAUCUAGAUGCUGAGAAUGCACAGAGCAGAUCUGCAAUUGAAGAAUUAUACUCCACUUUUACUGCUUCGCUUCUGUCUGAGUCUAAUUUAGCUCAAGAAAAAUGACGAGGACAGCUGAUUUCACUCAAAAGCCAGUUGGAGCUGUAUUGCUGCGCAUCGUGAGCCGAGCGCAGGCGUUGUUAGCAGAGCUGCUCCGUUUGUCAGAUCGUGUGCCACCGGUGUUUCAUCCUAAUACGGAUUCUCGAUUUGCCCCAGUUAUAUUUGGCUUCAGAUAUCUUAAGUCGCCCGAGCUCUUUGAAGAGCGCAUCGAAGCCAGUGCGGACCUGCUUGCUUUGGAUGACGAAUUUCGGGAAACCUACCAGAACUUUCUCGAACGAAUUUUUUUCCUUUUCGAUGGAAUCGUAAAAUACUACAGUGAUGUUAUGCGCUAUCUAGAAGAUCUGCAGGAAGGAGUAUAUAUUGAAAGCACAGUGGAAAGCGUACUGGUAGAUGAAGAAGGUCGACAGUUACUGGUGGAAGCAGUGACUCUACAUGGAGUACUCAUAUUGCUCUUAGAACACAGGCUUAGUGGCCCUCUCCGGGAACAACUUGUCAUCGGGUAUUAUCGAAGCAGGGGAUCGACUGAUAUUCCAAAUUUUGAUGCUAUAUGCACCCUUUGUCGCUCGUCUCCUUCACCUUCAGUCUCCGCAAUGGCCUCUGUUGCCUCUUUUGCUCAACUCUUGCAAGGAGCCCCUCCUCCUGUUCCUUCGAAUAUGUUAAUGAUUUCCCGGCCAGAGGAAUUGCUGGCGAAUUUUUUGUUCCCCAAACAUGUCAUUCAGACCAUGAUUGGGCAGCUUCUUAGCGAUGACCUUUACCAUCAAGUCCGCCAUUAUCCAAAUCCAGAGCAUAGGAGUACUGCGCUGUCGUCACAAGCGAGUUCUUUGUAUAUUCUGUUGUUUUAUGCCCCGCAGAUGCUGCACAACGACCAACUUGCAAUGCGUGGGAUCGUGGACAAGUUUUUCAGGGAGUGCUGGGUGAUUCCAAUAUUUAUGGGCUUCACGGUGGAUCUCUCUCAAGCAUGGGAUAGGUUCAAGGCAGCCAAAGCUGCUCUUUCUCCUUUCAUUGCAAUAUCUGCAGCUUCGGAACUUGUUCAACGGCAUACGUCGAAAGUAACAGUCCUCUUAUCAGAACUAGGUGCUUUCCUCUCAGAAGGGGUUUUGACACAAGAUUUUGUUCUCAGUAACAUGUCCAGCCUUUUAUCCUGUCUAAGGAAUUGCAAUGUAACAUUGCGCUGGCUUCUACUGCAUCGGACUACAGGAAGUAGGAAGCUUCGGGAUGCAGUAGCAGGGAAUCCAGCCGCUCAAGAAUCAGCUCUUGAUACUUUGCUUUCUCUGCUUCUGGAUACUGCACGGUUGGAAUUCGAGGUGAAGCGGAUUUAUGGAGAUCUAUUAGAAGGCAAGCAAGGACGAUGGGAACAAUGCAGGGCUCAUGCUGUUGAUUGCAUCGAAGAACUCUCUGAAUUUUUUUCUGGCUCAAAGAUCUUAUCCAAGAGGGUUGCAGAUGAAAAUUUGCAGCGCUGGUUCCAGCAAAUGUCUAUCCAGGUGAAUGUGUUGGAUUAUCCAGAAGCGAUUAGUGCGGGUCGGAAAAUUCAACAGAUUAUUGCAGCGUUGGAGGAGGUUGAACAAUUUCAUCAGAUUGAAGCUAGUCUUCAGACGAGGCAAUAUUUGUCUGAAACACGAGCCCAGCUUCAUGAAAUGGUCAGAACUCUCAAUGUGCAGGAGAGUACGCUUGCCACUGUGUCUGUGGUAAGCGAUGCAGCAUAUGCAUGGGGGCUCAUCGAUACCUUCACCGAGCGGAUACAUGAACGCAUCCGUGCUGAACCUUUCACAGUGUUGAAACUUCAGUGUCUGUUUUUGAAAUUACGUUCCAUCAUGGACAUUCCUCUACUCCGCAUUUCACAGUGUAACAGUUUAGAUCUACUUUCAGUGUCGGAGUACUAUUCUUCAGAGCUUGUAGCCUACGUACGAGCCGUGUUGGAGAUUAUACCUGUCAGCAUGUUUGCUAUUCUCAAUGAUGUGAUAGCUGUCCAAACGAAGCGGCUACGUGACUUGCCUGCACGCCUUGAGAAAGUCCAUCUACGCGAUUACGCGCAGUUAGAAGAACGUUUUACUCUAGCCAAAGCAACACAUCAGGUUGCAGUCUUCACUCAGGGUUUGCUUGCAAUGAAGCUGACGUUUAUGGGAGCGAUAGAACUGGAUCCAAGACAGUUGCUGGAGGAUGGGAUCCGUAAGCAGCUAGUGGGGCAACUUGCUUUUGCGCUUCAAUCGAUCCUUGUAUUUACGACAGGAACUGGUGAGGAAUUAGAGGAAAAAUUGCAAGAAUUAUUCGUAACUCUUCGUUCACAACGUAGAUCUAUGGAGUAUUUUCAGGAUUACGUCCAUGUACAUGGUCUCCAACUAUGGCAAGAGGAGUUCACUCGGAUCAUCAAUUUCAACGUGGAACAGGAAUGCAACGUCUUCUUGAAACGAAAAGUCAAAGAUUGGGAAAGUGCGCUUCAGAGUACAACGGUGCCAAUCUCUUCAUAUAUGGGAACAGACAGGGGUUUGUCCAGGUCACCCACCUUUAUGGGCCAACUCGUGAAGAAGUUAUUGAAUUUGACGCAUCCGACUCGAUCCAUGUAUCUUGCACCUAUGAGUGGCUGGUUCAAUGCUGAUGGUCACGAGCUUGUUGGUUUGCAUACUUUUACUCUGCUCCAGACGAGUUUGGGUCCUACGGGAAUGGCAGGGAUCGAUCGGCUUCUAAGUUUCAAUGCAGCUAAUAGUCUUCAGCACGUUCUGAACGUACUCAGUGAACAGGUGGAUGAUGAACUCGUCGGUAAAUUGCGGAACCUUGAAGGUUCUUUGUCACCCCCUUCCGCAAUUCCAGAUGCAGGUGUCUUAGUUUACAAUGAGUUGGUUGCAAAGUUAAGUAAUCAUCAAGUAUGGUCUUCCUGGGUGGAGAAGCUUGCGCAAAUUGGACAGAUCCAGAUGCUUCGGACUCUUAUCGCAUCACAUUUGCGAGCUGCAUCCAAGGUUGAUGCGGGCCUCGUUUCCCUUGGGUUAGAAGGUCUAAAUGCUGCUGUUCUUGAUGCCAUCACUAAUACCAGCAAAUUUGUCCAGAACGACAUACACCAAACUCCUCUUUCUGGAGAAGGCAAGACUAAACUUCUAGUCGAACUGAGGAAGCAGCUGCAGAUGUGUGGACUUCAUUCACCACACUGUGCCAUCUACAUUACAUCUCCUCCUCCAGAAUACCUGUCACUGAUACUGUUUCUCGUCACACUUUCUCGGCUACCAAGAUACCUUCUUGACAGCCACCUCGGCACUUUAACGAGCAAAACGAAGAAGAAUGCGCUAGACUGCUGCCCUUUGGUGGUAGGUUUUGGUACUCUUCUCCAGCAGUUUCAUCCGUCGCAUAUCAUUUCUUAUGUACAGUACUUGGGCCAAUAUAUUCAAACACAUAUAGAGCACUCUUCAAUGGGCACGAACUCAGAUAAAAAAGCACUUGAAUUACCUUCGGAGGUACCUACAGCCGCGGCAUGGCUGCUUUCUUUAUUCAAAUACGUAAAUAUUCCUCAGAAUAUGCUGGAUUUAUGCUUACCAGCUCCCAUCCUCGAUGGGAUUGAGACUAAGUAAAGAUUGCGAUUCUGUAGAUUUGUACAUAUUGACACGAGGAUUUUGAAGGAAACGAUAAUUCCGAGUAGAAGUUCCUGACAGUUUCCGAAUUACCAACGUCGAAGGAUAUGUCCCUGAUUUCUAGAAAUCGGUAGAUUCUUUGCCAAUUGGAAUUACCAUCAAUCAGAUUUCUUGUCAGUCCAGGAACAGGUUGCCCUGUUUUGUCUACCACAGCCUUACGAAGAAGAAGAGCUUGUCUUCAGUACUAUCACGGGGUUUUGGCUGAGAACUAUCAGAACUAUUAGAUAUGCAGAACUAUCCUGCCGUAGUACACGUGAUUUUGCAUAAUAGCUAACGAAGCUUGCUGGUAGUGGAAGCGAGUUUAUGCAUGCUGAAUGAACACGGUGUCCACAGCCCCUAAAUUCUUAUGUCAGUCAGCAUCUUGAUCCUUUCCUCGGUACGAUAGUGAAUGUCUGCAACAUAUCCUUUCCGGACGCUGUACGAUGCGUCUAGUGUUUCACUUUCCCUGCUCGCGACUUCUGCUAAUUCUGUCCAAAUUCUUAUCCUUAGUUGUCGGGAAGGUGAGGGGACUAAUUUGGCAGAGUGCAAUUUUGGGAUCGCUUUUGUUGUGAAUCUUGAGGUACCCUGAAGAGUUCAAAUCCAUAUCUUGUUCUUCUUGUUGUAGCUCAUCAGAGUGCGAGAGAAAAUAUCGAACAGACGGUGACAUCCCUGAGAGUGUCCGUGAGACAGCAGAUCCCAGUUCUUGCAUUACGUACUGGAGUUGGAGAUUAUUUGUGGGAUUCAGCAUAUUCUAGAUACAUCGACUUACAUUAAGGUCGAGAGACAUAUGAAGAUUUGCCAAUGACAGAAUUGUUGGAUGGCCUGUGUGAUUCACCUAGAUUUACAAACUAAUGUGUU
Molecule: messenger RNA, 5024 nt
Organism: Marchantia polymorpha subsp. ruderalis
Lineage: Eukaryota; Viridiplantae; Streptophyta; Marchantiopsida; Marchantiales; Marchantiaceae
Source: the annotation of a GenBank genome assembly